Messenger RNA from Ceratina calcarata, 1592 nucleotides. RefSeq lists its product as uncharacterized. The record is from RefSeq and is a predicted model, not a curated record. Bases 986 to 1306 code for a protein of 106 amino acids. The transcript is spliced from 3 exons. Lineage: Eukaryota; Metazoa; Arthropoda; Insecta; Hymenoptera; Apidae.
AGAAUUUCGUGGGGACCAGUCGAUAUCCGAACUUUCUCAUUUUUUACUUAUUUGCCCUUAAGAGGGAAUUCAUUAAUAUAUGUCGUGGAACGAUUCGCGAUCAUUUCUCGAUUUAGAUAUUGAAUCGAUUCUCAUAGGGGUGGGGCGGAAAGUUACUAAAUACUUUUGGUAACAUCGUAGUCUCAUGUAAAAACGGUGACCAUUGCUAAGUCGUAGGAGGAAUGUUACGUGACCGUGACCGUUACGUAAAAUUCGCAUUCCUUCUCUUUUGCGGAAUGCGUCUUAUCCCGGAAUGUGUACGUCGCAUUUAUGAUGAUGCAACGUUAUCGUUCGAGUGAAUCAAUUGCGCGAGGAAUUAUGUAUAACAUAUUGCUAGAUGGAGUUGACAGCUCGUGUUACGUGUUCGAUGCGCGGAUGGCGGCACAAGUCGAUUGUAAAAAUAGAUACCGUUUGAUACUACGCACAAAUUAAAGUCAUAUAUUCAAAUAUUUCAAGUCUUACGAUCAGAUUCUUAUUUUAUUCAUGAUAGCAAACAGUUUCUGAAAUAAAAAUCGUUCAGAAGCGUUACAGAUUAUCGAAACAAUAAACUAUCCUCUUGACGUAACAUUCAGUCCACUCCUGUCUCCGAAUUCAACCAGCCAAGCACCCAAAUAUAUUCCACUAAUAUAAACCAGAAUGUGAUUAAUAAGAAGGGAAUUACUGAACCGAACCGUAGAAACCUAACAGUGAAAAAAGAAUAAAUACACGCAGGACCCAUGCAUAGAACAGAUUCCGCAGAUUUCACUCAACGCGUUAAGUCGCUUCGGAUAAAAUGCAGAUGAGAAUAUCUGUACACUGGACUUUUACAUUGGAUGAAUCAUUUGUAAUCCGGGAUGCACAUACGAAGUGGUAAGUCUAAAUUCUCGUUUAACGCGAUAAUUAUAGUAAUUAUGAAACAACAACGAAGAGAAUAAACGGUCGGUUUUUUCAGCGUCUGUUAGAGCUGAUGACAUACGAAGCCGCAGAAGAAUCGAACUCCGAAAAUGAGGAAUAUUUUAUCAGCUCCGACGAAUCAGAUACCGACAGCGACGAUAACGAACACUACUCUGAUGAUGAACGAAAUAUUGAGAAUAACACGAUUUUUCACUUAAACAAAUUCUACGCCGAUCACGCGGACAACACGCCGAGACACUUACCUCCAAGGACGCGUAACAUCGAAUUCCGUGAGAAGAUCUACAGAGUGAUCCCCCUGAAGUUGGACGAGAGGAUCUUUAAUACAGUUUCAUCGAACGAUAAAAUCUCAUCCGAUCUAAGGCGAAAUGGAUAAUAAAAAAGUGGACGGUGUCUCGUAAUACAUUUUAUUAAUAAAAAAAGAAAACAACCGUUGUUAAAGUUUUUACAAUGUAAGUGGAGAACCUGUUCGUAGGCGUUAAUUCAAUGUACAUUUGUUCAUUUCACAUCUUUUGAUUUGUCCCCCGCGUUAGCCGCCUACGCAUUUUAUAUUACAACGAGUGUGAUACACAAUAUUAUCUAUAGUAACAAAAUAUGAGUUCGCUUAUGUAUAAAAGGAGGGGGUGGGGGAAGAGAAGAUUAUAUUAACAUACAUGCACACA